CCAAAUGGAAGCAAACCUUCAUAUUUCCAGUCAUUGGCGCAAACAUACCUCAAAGUCUGUUCAAUAACGUUUUGGAGAAACGUGUUGUUCAGAACUAAUCGUUCUGCAACGAUUGAACGCACCUCUGAUAUAGGGUCGUGUGGGCGCUAUACAUAUUGGUGAUGGAUUCUUUUAUUGGGGGUGAGACGCUUUGCAGAUGAUCAAGGAUUCACAGGAGGCAGAUGCUCCACUCUUUGGUGACGAUGAUGAUGCCCCCACCGCCACCAGACAGAAGAAAUCAGAAAUCAAGCAUCCCCUGGCCACGUUCUUCCAUCUCUUCUUCCGCACCAGUGCCAUCUUAGUCUACCUACUGUGUGAAAUCCUGAGCAGUAGUUUCAUCGUCUGUAUGGUCACCAUCAUCCUCCUCCUUUCAUGUGACUUCUGGACAGUCAAGAAUGUGUCUGGCAGGUUGAUGGUGGGCCUCAGGUGGUGGAACCAGGUGGAUGAGGAUGGACAGAGCCACUGGGUGUUUGAGUCCAGACCAGCAACCAGUAGAAAAGUUCCAACCAACUCUGAAUCACAGAUCUUCUGGCUGGGUCUGGUUGUGUGUCCAGUCCUCUGGGUCAUCUUUGUGUUCAGUACUCUCUUCUCCUUCAAGUUUAAGUGGCUGGCAGUGGUGAUCAUGGGUGUGGCAUUGCAGUGGGCCAACCUGUAUGGAUAUGUGCGAUGCAAAGUAGGCGGGAAGACCAACUUGAGGAGCAUGGCAACCAACUACCUUGGCAGCCAGUUCUUCAAACAGGCAAUGGCCAAACAGGGACCUUAGAGGUGGAUGUGCAGAGAGAAGAAACAUUAGCAUUUCUGCUAAUGUAAUAUUUUAUGUUAUCAAGAGGAUCUUGCCUUGCUUUAACUGAGGCAUAGGCUACUGUUAUUUUUCUUAAUUCCUGUUGAACAGGUGGAAGGCAUCUCUCUCUUCUGAGGGCAAGGGGUUGUUUCCCACAGAGUCCUACAAACGAUGUAGUAUAAAACUAAGAGACUACUAGGCUUCUUUGUAUGUUUGAUUCAUUUGUUUUCCUGCUAAAUAUUCAAAAUACAACCUUGUUAAUGAUAACUGCUGAUUGUAAUAUAAGACAUUUGUAAAUAUUAUAUUGACAUAAAAUGUCUGGGUGAAUGAAUAAAAACAAAAGUGUGUGAGUCAA
Molecule: messenger RNA, 1175 nt
Organism: Oncorhynchus kisutch (coho salmon)
Lineage: Eukaryota; Metazoa; Chordata; Actinopteri; Salmoniformes; Salmonidae
Product: Golgi apparatus membrane protein TVP23 homolog B
Exons: 7
Coding region: 197-802 (201 amino acids)
Biological process (GO): protein secretion; vesicle-mediated transport
Cellular component (GO): Golgi membrane
Source: RefSeq, a predicted model, not a curated record